Molecule: messenger RNA, 483 nt
Organism: Lactuca saligna
Lineage: Eukaryota; Viridiplantae; Streptophyta; Magnoliopsida; Asterales; Asteraceae
Source: the annotation of a GenBank genome assembly
AUGUUAGUGGGCCUCCUAGUUAUGAAGAUGCUGACUGGAGAAACGGCAAAAUCAUCACCUCAGGUGAACAUUAACCAUCAAGAAAUUCUGGAAGCAGCUGCUCCACCACCACCAGCUGCCGCCGCCACACCACCUCCAGUUACCACUACACCGCCACCACCUGCAGUGACAGUUAACAAUGAAAACGAUGGGUUUGACUUUUUUGAUCCCCGUGUUGCUGCUCCUGCUCCUGUCCUUGCGCUUGCCCCGCAAGGAUCAGGUGGUGGAGAGAUGGAGGAUUUGUUUGGUUCUCUACCAGAGUCUUUCUCUUCUUCAAAUGCAUUGGCUCUUGUAACAUAUACUUCAUCUAUAACCACUAAAGUUCAUCCUCCAGCAAAUAUUAAUCCUUAUCUCACCUUCGAUACCUCAUCGACAAGUCGGGUGCAUGAGUGUCUUAAAAGCUGGAUUCUACACACACAUAUUGAUAGUUUGUUUAUAUUGUAA